Molecule: messenger RNA, 633 nt
Organism: Solanum lycopersicum (tomato)
Lineage: Eukaryota; Viridiplantae; Streptophyta; Magnoliopsida; Solanales; Solanaceae
Source: RefSeq, a predicted model, not a curated record
AUGGCCGACAGGCUGAGAGACUUUAUGAGGAUGAAUCCUCCUAUUUUCACAGGGUCUAACACUUCGGAGGAUCCUUAUGAGUUUGUGGAUAAGAUCUUGGUGGCUCUGGGGGCCACAAAUACUGAGAAAUCUGAGUUGGCUUCAUAUCAACUUAAGGAUAUUGCACAGACUUUGUUUAAGAUGUGGCAAGAUAGACAAGUUAUGGGCGGAGUUCCGGUAAUUUUGGAGCUGUUUAAGAGAGCCUUCCUGGAGAGAUUCUUUCCCAGAGAGAAGAGUGAGGGCAAGGUUGAGGAGUUCAUCACCCUUAAACAAGGAUCCAUGAAAGUCAGGGAGUAUUCCCUGAUGUCUCUUAAACUAUCCAGUUAUGCAACUUCACUUGUAUCUAACAGCUGGGAUGAGAUGAGCCGGUUUCUCACAGGAAUAAAUGAAGAUCAGGAGGAGGAGUGUCGGUCUGCGAUGCUCCAUGAUAACAUGGACCUCUCCAGGUUUAUGGUUCAUGUCCAACAGGUAGAGGACAACCGCAAGAAGAGGGCCAUUCAUGAUGCUAGGAGGCCUAAGCCUCAAGAUCAGGCAGGUCCAAGCCAUGGAAGCCACAGAAACAAUUUUGGUGUCAUGAGCAGCGCAUGUUCAUAA